AUGGCCAUCUUCAGGCAGCUGUCCCUAGGGGCGAAGGCCGCCCUGGCUGCCGUCACUGUCUUCGUGUCUAUGAUCAUCUCCCGUUCUUAUCUGGCGGAGAGCCUUGAACUCAGGGCCUGGCGGUGGCUGUUUCGCCUGCAGCUUGCCCUGUUUGUCAACUCACUCAUGCUCAGUGGCUCCCUCUACAUCUGGCGAAGCACGGUGAGCAACCUCUGCCCCUCCCCCGCGGCGGAGUCGACCUGUUUUCAGCUUUGGAAGGUGGCCGUCCUGGUAUUUCUGGCCCUGGCCCACUCCAGUUUCUUCACCAUGCUCUUUUUGGUGGCCGAGGAGCCCUGUUUCUUUUCCUUGGCAGCCUACUCCUGCCUGGGCGCUUACAUAAUCAUGGUCUUCUUCCUCUGCAUCCUCAGUGCCAUGGAGCAGGCCUACCAGCUCCUGGCCUGGCGCAGCGGCAGGGUCGUGGGUAGCCUUGACAAGACAAGGAAGCUGGCGCUCAGGCCUGCCCUGGCGGUGGUGGUGACCGCCGUGCUCAGCGUGGCCGGGCUGCUGAAUGCUGCCCAGCCCCCAGCUGUGAAGACCGUGGCGGUGCCCGUCCACCAGCUGCCCUCGUCCAUGAACAACCUCAAGAUUGUACUCCUCUCGGAUAUUCACUUGGGCCCCACAGUGGGCAGGACCAAGAUGGAGAUGUUUGUAAGGAUGGUGAACGUGCUGGAACCCGACAUCACGGUGAUCGUGGGCGACCUCUCGGAUUCGGAAGCCUCGGUCCUGCAGACGGCAGUUGCUCCUUUGGGCCAGCUUCGUUCACGCCUCGGCACCUAUUUUGUCACAGGUAAUCACGAGUACUACACGUCGGACGUCAGCAACUGGUUUACGCUGCUGGAAUCCCUGCGCGUCCAGCCUCUUCACAACGAGAACGUGAAGAUUUCUUCUGCGUGGGCCCACCGUGGUGGUAGUGAUGGUAAAGGUGAAGGUCAUGACUGGAUCUGCCUGGCUGGGGUGGACGAUAUUGAAGCGGACAUCCUGCACUACUCUGGUCACGGCAUGGAUCUCGUCAAGGCCCUGGAGGGCUGCAGCCCAGACCGCACCAUCAUCUUGCUGGCCCACCAGCCCUUGGCUGCCAAGAGGGCCCUCCAGGCUAGGCCAGAUAUUAACCUGAUCCUCUCGGGGCACACGCAUGCUGGGCAGAUCUUCCCCUUGAACGUGGCCGCCUAUCUCCUGAACCCCUUCUUUGCUGGUCUCUACCAAGUGGCCCAGGCUACAUUUGUGUAUGUCAGCCCAGGCACGGCCUACUAUGGGAUACCCAUGAGGUUGGGUAGCAGGGCAGAGAUUACGGAGCUCAUCCUGCAGCGGGCUCCCUGA
This is a messenger RNA of Carlito syrichta (Philippine tarsier), 1356 nucleotides long. RefSeq names its product transmembrane protein with metallophosphoesterase domain (gene TMPPE). The record is from RefSeq and is a predicted model, not a curated record. Lineage: Eukaryota; Metazoa; Chordata; Mammalia; Primates; Tarsiidae. Gene Ontology annotation, molecular function: hydrolase activity. The transcript has a single exon. Bases 1 to 1356 code for a protein of 451 amino acids.